AGGUGGCAGUAGGUGAACCUCAUUGUUUACGGAAGAAAGUUGAGGUUCUGUUGCUUUCAGAAAGGAUCGAAUACAACACGUUUAUAGCCAUAGUCUUCUAUUUUCUGUUAAUUAACAUGUUAUUAACAUGCUAGUGGACAUCUUGCUGCUUGAAGAAAGCAGUCAAUUCUGCGACAUAUUUACAAACUUUCGUAUUUAAGCGUCGUUUUUGGAUUUUGAAGACUCUUCAUGCAGAAACAUGCACAUAUUCAGCGUGUUAGUAACGCUGAUGCUUCACAUAAACGCUCACUGCAUGUUUCUGAAUGUGACAUCACAGGACCGAUUAAACAUAGUCAUGAUUAUGGCUGAUGCGUUUGAUGGGAGGUUAAGUUUUCACCCAGGGAAUAAAGUUGUACAACUGCCUUACAUCAACUAUAUGAGGGGAAUGGGUAGUGUUUUUCUCAAUUGUUACACCAAUUCACCGAUCUGCUGUCCUUCAAGAGCAGCUAUGUGGAGUGGACAGUUUGUUCAUUUAACUCAGGCCUGGAACAACUAUAAAUGUCUUGAUCCCAAUGCUACUACAUGGAUGGACCAAUUACAAAAGAGAGGUUAUCAUACUCAAGCCAUGGGGAAAUUGGAUUACACAUCAGGAGGUCACUCUGUCAGUAAUCGUGUGGAGGCCUGGACCAGAGAUGUACCAUUCUUAUUAAGACAAGAGGGUCGUCCAGUCACAGACCUGGUGGGUGAUAUGUCCACAAAGAGGGUCAUGACUAAAGAUUGGAACGUAACUGAUGCUGCAGCCCACUGGAUCAAACACACAGCUACAUCUUUCUCCAAGCCGUUUGCAUUAUAUCUGGGGCUAAAUCUUCCUCACCCCUACCGCACAGACUCCCUAGGGCCCACAGCUGGAGGCUCCACCUUCCGCACCUCUCCAUAUUGGCUUGACAAGGUUUCUUAUGAGCAAGUGACUGUGCCGAAAUGGUUAAAGUUUGAAGAUAUGCACCCUGUGGAUUACUAUUCCACCUUUACCAAAAACUGCAGCAGCAACUUCACAGACCAAGAGAUCAGAAACAUACGAGCUUUUUACUAUGCCAUGUGUGCUGAAACAGACAGCAUGAUAGGUGAGGUGAUCGCUGCUAUCAGAGACACAGGCUUAUUAAACAGCACAGUCAUUAUGUUCACCUCUGAUCACGGAGAUCUAGCCAUGGAACACAGGCAGUUCUACAAAAUGUCCAUGUUUGAGGGGAGCUCUCAUGUCCCUUUUCUCAUAAUGGGCCCUGGAAUAAAGUCUGGCUUUGAAGUUAGCUUACCUGUUUCACUAGUGGACAUAUAUCCAACCGUGCUUGAUCUUGCUGGUGUUUCAAAGCCAGGUGGUCUCAGUGGGCACUCGCUGGUUCCUCUGGUGUCUGUGGUCAGUGGUCGGUCAGCUGAGGCUCAUCCUGGGUGGGUGUUCAGUGAAUAUCAUGGUUGCAAUGCUAAUGCAUCGACAUACAUGCUGAGGAUAGCUGAAUGGAAGUACAUCACAUAUUCAGAUGGCCUGACUGUUCCCCCACAGCUCUUUAAUUUGUCCAAAGAUGAAUCAGAAUUGAGGAAUGUAGCGGCUCUUUUCCCUGAUGUGUGCCAGAACUUGGACAAGCAGUUGCGUGUGAUUGUUGACUACCCUACUGUAUCAAAAGCAGUUCAACAGUACAAUAAGCAACAGUUUCUAGAUUGGAUGCAAAGCCUUGGGGAACAUUACUCUCAGGUCAUAAGUAAUCUGCGCUGGCAUGCCGACUGGCAAGAGGAUGCAAAGUUUAAUGAGAAAAAAAUUGAGAAGUGGCUUGCAGGGUUGGAAUGACAGUACAGUAUUAUUAUUAUUAUUAUAUUAUUUUAUUAAUUGUAUGUCACUUGUUGUUUUAUGUUUCAGAUUUGUAAAUAGUUUGAUAAUUCAGUGUAUUGUCACAAGAACAAAUUCUGCUGCACUCUGCUCAGUUCACCAUCAAGAGCUCAGUGGAGUUGUCUUGUGCAAUUGUAUGGUAAUAUUAUUUAUUGAUAGUACAAGUUUUAAAAGAAAAGUGGUUCAAGCAUACAUACUUACAGACUAUAACCAGCUAAAACUGGCUUUUCAGUAAGGAGGCAAAAAUUAACAUGCAAAUUAACAUGAAUCAGAUAAAUUAACAUAAAAUGAUUGUUUUGUUAACAUAACAUUAUAGUUAUUGUUAAAGUGUGAACGGCACUUUAGUGACUUUGCAAACAGUUGGCAACACUGUGUGAGACAAACAGAAUAUCCCUGUCUCAAUUUUCAUGUGCUGUAUGCUUUCAGUUUCUUUUAACUGGAACAGUUUCUAACUUUA
Messenger RNA from Misgurnus anguillicaudatus (oriental weatherfish), 2312 nucleotides. RefSeq names its product arylsulfatase family, member K (gene arsk). The record is from RefSeq and is a predicted model, not a curated record. Lineage: Eukaryota; Metazoa; Chordata; Actinopteri; Cypriniformes; Cobitidae. Gene Ontology annotation, molecular function: arylsulfatase activity; glucuronate-2-sulfatase activity.